GUGUAGCCUCGGACUAUCUGACAUUCAAUAUAUCGAUAUAGACUAUAUCAAAGGCUUAUCUACACCAAAUGUGCUAUACUUACCAAAUUCUAAAUGCACUAUUAGUGCAUCUAGGAAUGCUUAUACAGUCCGGUAUGUACGGCCCCAUUUAUCAACGUGGCCUAAUCUAACUGCCCCGCUCAUGCCGCGGAUCGAAAGAAUAUCUUCGAAGUGGUUGGACAUUCCAAAUAGUGGCUCUUGCAUAUUCGUCUCUUGGAAUCUGAAAGCUUUCUGACUUUUACAGGCCCAAUCCCACAUUGUCGUCUCGUAGAUAGGUAAUUUGAUUACUCUAUAGCACAAACAUGACCCGUCUCCUAAACAAAGUAGCCCUCAUCACCGGUUCCUCCUCAGGAAUGGGAAGAGCGAUUGCCCUUCGCUACGCAAAGGAGGGUGCACACGUCGUCUGCGCAGACAUAUCGCCAACUGCUCGACCCAUAGUCCCCGAAGAGGGCAAGAUAACUACCCACGAUGCUAUCAUUGAAGCAGGCGGACGAGCCAUCUACGUUCAAACAGACGUCGGCGAAGCCCAACAAAUGGAACGAGCGGUAAAAACAGCAGUAGCGGAGUUCGGUCGACUGGAUAUUUUAGUCAACAACGCCGGAAUUGCCACUGAAGCGCGGAGUCCGACUCGAAUUCACGAAACAGACGAGCAUGUCUGGGACACGAUCCUACGGGUGAACACGAAGUCGAUCUUCCUCGGUUGCAAGUAUGCAAUUGCGCAGAUGUUGAAGCAGGAGCCUCAUUCGUCAGGUGAUAGGGGCUGGGUUAUUAACCUCGGUUCGGUAUGGGGGUUGGUAGGAGCGCUAGGUGCUCCGGCUUAUUGCGCGUCCAAAGGUGCUAUUGUCAAUUUGACCAGGCAGAUGGCGUUGGAUUAUGCCCCUGAUCGGAUUCAUGUGAAUGCUAUUUGUCCUGGAGCAAUCUACACAGCUAUGAUACGCGAUUUUGAGGAGGCUUCACCCUCUGUAAUAGAGUCACUACGUCAGCAGCAGCCCUUUAAGGGAUUUGGGCAUCCAGAUGAUGUUGCCCGGAUGGCGGUGGUGCUGGCUAGCGAUGAUGCCAGCUUGGUGACGGGGGUUGCUUUGCCAGUUGAUGGGGGAUUCACAGCUCACUAG
This is a messenger RNA of Aspergillus pseudotamarii, 1151 nucleotides long. Its product is annotated as SDR family NAD(P)-dependent oxidoreductase. Gene Ontology annotation, molecular function: oxidoreductase activity, acting on the CH-OH group of donors, NAD or NADP as acceptor. Bases 342 to 1151 code for a protein of 269 amino acids. Lineage: Eukaryota; Fungi; Ascomycota; Eurotiomycetes; Eurotiales; Aspergillaceae. The record is from RefSeq and is a predicted model, not a curated record. The transcript has 4 exons.